Argiope bruennichi is the source of this 350-nucleotide messenger RNA. RefSeq lists its product as uncharacterized. The coding region runs from base 6 to 329 and encodes 107 amino acids. NCBI's taxonomy places the organism in Eukaryota, Metazoa, Arthropoda, Arachnida, Araneae, Araneidae. The record is from RefSeq and is a predicted model, not a curated record. The transcript has 5 exons.
CUGAAAUGUUGAAGUGCUUUGAGUAUUUGACAGAAGAAGACUUCGCAAUUGUAGAAAACUUCACUAAAAAAGCUGCUGUUUUAGCUGGGCAUCCAAUGCAUUCAACUGGUUUCGUUCCUAUGACAAAUGAAUACUGUGCCUGGACGGACGAUCAAAAGACGGAAAUAUUUCGCUACAUCACUGGACUCGUGAUAGACUCAUUUGCAGCUAUAUGCAGUUCUUUCAAAACAAGACAUCAAUGUGAUCGUUUCGAAAAAUUUCUGGACUGUGGAUUUUCUUUGAUGGAGAAAUACGCAGCUCUGGGCAUAUGUUCAGUGUCAGGCAUAUAAUUUUAUGCUAUUCCAAUUCAU